Molecule: messenger RNA, 1702 nt
Organism: Quercus robur (English oak)
Lineage: Eukaryota; Viridiplantae; Streptophyta; Magnoliopsida; Fagales; Fagaceae
Product: serine carboxypeptidase-like 2
Exons: 14
Coding region: 127-1581 (484 amino acids)
Biological process (GO): secondary metabolic process; proteolysis
Molecular function (GO): serine-type carboxypeptidase activity; acyltransferase activity, transferring groups other than amino-acyl groups
Source: RefSeq, a predicted model, not a curated record
UCAAAGAUAUUCACUAUUAUCUGUUAAAAACAAAUGGUAUGAGUAAUAUUCAUAUAUCCUUCAAUUUUUUUUGGCACAUUCUUGCUUUCCGUAUCACCCACCACAACUAAUUAAGGCAUAGCAAAUAUGGCAACUGAAUCGAUAUUUCUAAAAGUUUCGUGCAUUAAUGGCAAGUAUGUUGGUUUAAUGUGUCUUCAUGUACUUCUUGUAUUACUUCUCUCAAGCAUUGCAACAUCUUCGAAGACGAUCUUGGACACUUUACCAGGCUAUACUGGUACACUUCCAUUCAAACUGGAAACUGGAUAUGUUGCAGUAGGGGAAACAGAUGAUUUAGAGUUAUUCUACUAUUUCGUUGAGUCACAAAGAAACCCAGUAAGAGACCCUCUUGUGCUUUGGCUUACCGGAGGCCCUGGUUGUUCAGCGCUCUCCGGCCUCCUUUACGAAAUCGGACCACUAACUUUCGACUAUGCCGCUUUCAAUGGUAGCAGCCCAACGCUGGUUCAGAACCCGUACUCAUGGACUGAGGUCGCAAAUGUAAUAUUUUUAGACGCACCUGUUGGUACUGGAUUCUCGUACUCUCAUACCCAAGAAGGUUACUACAGCUCGGACACUAAAUCACCUCAGGCCAUAUAUCUUUUCCUUAGAAAGUGGUUGUUAGAUCAUCCCCGAUAUAGCAAAAAUCCACUUUACAUAGCUGGUGAUUCAUAUUCAGGCGUAAUUGUUCCCCAAGUUACUCUUCUGAUAUCAGAUGGUAACAGAGAUGGAAGCGUACCUCCCAUGGCUCUCCUAGGAUACAUGCUUGGCAACCCAGUGACAGACCAACAUGGUGAUCAGAAUUCAAGAGUGAAAUAUUUCCACCGGUUGACACUCAUAUCGGAUGAACUUUACGAAUCGAUAAAAGCAGGUUGCAACGAGGAAUAUGUUGAUCCAGACAUAAACAAUUCAACAUGCGUGGAUGAUAUUGGACUUGUCGCAGAGUGCACAAUAAGAGUAAAUGAUGCACACAUUUUGGAACCCAAGUGUAGCUUUGCAACCCCCAGACCAAAAACCAUGAACUGGGGAAGAAAAUUUUUUGACGACAUACCGGAUGAGAUCAUUCAAUCACCUACUACACGCGAAGAAAAGUGGUGUCGGAAUAGCAAUUAUGUGCUCUCUUACAUGUGGGCCAAUGAUCAAACUGUACAAAAUGCUCUUGGUGUCCGAAACGGGACGAUAAUAGAUUGGAAGAGGUGCAAUAAAAGCAUAGCUUAUGAUAGCAACCUCCACACCGUGGUCCAUUAUCAUGAAGAACUCCUAACGAGAGGCUAUCGAGCUUUAAUAUACAGUGGUGACCACGACAUGAUGAUUCCAUAUGUGGGUACACUAGCAUGGAUAAAUUUUCUGAAUUUGACAACGGUUGAUGGUUGGAGGCCUUGGACUGUUGAUGGUCAAAUUGCAGGAUUCACAGAGAAAUAUGUUAAAGCAAGUGGAGACGGCUUAACCUUUGCUACAGUGAAGGGAGGGGGUCACACAGCUCCAGAAUACAAGCCUAAAGAAUGUCUUGAAAUGGCAGAUAGGUGGAUGUCUUUCUACGGUCUCUAAGUACAAUUUACACCUACGAAAUUGUUCGAAGAUUUUGAUUUGUAAUGAUGUGUACGAGAUCAAGAGCCCCCAAUUUCUUACUGUUGUACUGAAAAUAAAAUCCCCAAGUAGUUUUGUUUCU